CAUGACGGAUCUGCGCAUGCGCAGGUUCCUCCCAGUUGUCUGUUGACAAAUGUGAUCAAUGCAUAUCUCUUAUCCCAUUUGCAAUUCCAUCGCCAAGUGGAAUAAAAUGUAAUUUCACAGGAUUUUGUCAACGUUGCGAGGUUUCAGGUGUAAACUGAAACCAUGCUGAAAUGGUUAUCCGGUGAAGAGGGAGAGCCUGGCUCUGUAGGCCCAGGCUCUCCCCAUGGUGCUGCUGCUGCUGCUGGUGGAGAGGUUGCUGUAGAAGAAAUGGCAGAGCGGCUCAGCCAGACUGAGCAGCUCGUCGCUCAGCUGAAGGAGAUGAUACGGGAGAAGGAUGCAGCACUUCGCUCCAAAGAUGACCAACUUAAGGUGGAGAAGGAGACAUGUGAGGCCAAACUGUCAAAGCUGCGUCUCCAGAACAAGGCCAAGGUGACCGCCCUCACUACACAACUGGAGGAGCUGAAGAAACAACAUGGAGGUCAGGGCACGCCAACACGCAGCAAAAAGGGGUCAUCAGAAGGAGGAGGAGAGCAAGCGAGUCGGGGCAAGAUUGUCUUGCUAAAGAAGAAGGUUGAGGAACUAGAACAGCAGCUUGCACAAAGAGUGGAGGAACUGGAAAACAAGAGGAGGGAGGUCGAGUCACAGCGGCAGCGAGGCGAGGAAAUGGACGCCAUGCUGACAGAGAGGGAUAGGAAGCUGGCAGAAAAAGAGGCCUAUAUUGUCCACCUGCAAACAGCGUUGGCAGGAGAUCAGCCCAUCACACCUGCACCACAACAAAAGGUGACAGAGGACAGUGGAGCAAUGCAGGAGCUGCAGCUGCUGGUGCAGAGCCUGACCAGGAAGGUGGGAGAAGCAGAGGAGCGCUACAGUUUGCUGCAGGAGCGGGCGGACAGCCUCAAAGAGCUGCUGGUCACAGAGAAGGAGCAGUACAGUCAGAAGGAGAGCAUGUACAAACAGAACAUCCAGACAUUCAAAGACAUCAUUAUUCAGAAAGAUAACCAGCUGCUGGAAAUCAACCAGAUGCACGAACAGGAGCUCUUCAAGUUAGCAGCAAAGUCCGAUGCCAGUGCAGACUUAGAGCAGCUUCUGAAGGCUCUAAAACAGAAGCUUCAUGAGAAGGAGGAGGUGCUGCUGGGUAAAACCCAGGUCAUUGAUGUUCUUCAGGGAGAGGUGGAUGGCAGGGACCAACAGAUAAAGGAACUUACUGAGCGGCUGCGUCGGCUACAAGUAGAACGAGAGAGCCUGGAAUCCAAGAUGGAGGCAGAGAAGCAUGUGAUGCGAGCACAACUUCGCGACCUGAUGGAGAAGCAGCAGGCGGAGGUGCAGCGAAUGACUGAGCAGCAUCAGACACAGAUGGCCCAAACACAGCAGGAUCUCCUGGGGCAGCUGGAGGAGCUGAGGAGGGCCUCGGUAGCAGCACCACCUGCCAGUCAGGAGGCCUCAGGAAGUGGAAACAUUCCUGUAGAUUCAGCCUCCAUCCAAAGGAUAGCUGAGCUGGAAGCCCAAGCAAAGCAAAAAACGGACGAAGCCAGCAGAUCAGAGGCCAAGUUCCUGAAAAUGAAAGCCUGGUCGAAAUCUCGGAUCAGACAGUUGGAGGAGGAGCUGAAGAAAAGCCAAGCUGGAGGUGCCCCCCCAGACCUGACUGCCCUGCGGAGUCAUAUCACAGCACUGGAGGAAGAGAGAGAGGAAAACCUCUGGAAGGUGGAGCAAUAUGAGGAGCUCAAAGCAAAGAACGAAAUGCUGGAGGCUAAGCUGGUGGUUUAUGAGGAGCAACAGAGGACACUACAAGCAGACCUGGAGCAGUUCACCAAGAGGGCUGCCUCUCAGGCAAGUGAGUCAGGCAGUGCUGACGACACUCAGAGCCAGGUGCUGGAGUGGCAGGAGAUGGUAGCUGAGGCAGUCAGCGCCAGGGACCGGGCCAAGGAGGAGAAGGCUGCCAUGACCCUCCGCAUUAGCCACAUGGAGGAGGAAAGAGAGGGACUGAUUGAGGAUGACUGGUUCUUUCCUGGCUGCUCUGAUCCAGCACUGGCCUCUCGGCAGCAGGAGUUGGAGGAGGAGCUGGCUCAAGCUCGGGGGCUCGGCCAACACAGGGCCAAGAAGCUGGCAGCUCCAGCCCAACGAACCCUGCAGGAGGACUUUGAAUUUGAUGGGCAAGCCCCAUUCCAGGACCCGCGGAGCACCUCUGAGAGCACAACCCCGAUGGAGGGAGAGAAUAUGGGAGGUUGGUGGCCCGAGUACAGUACUCCUGACACAGAUGGUUUGCGGUCUGUUGUGGAGGAGCUGGAGCUGGAACGGAACCAACUGCAGGAGCAGAUACUGAGCCUGGAGGAGCGCUGUCAAGAUCUGGAGGAUCGACAGCAGCUGCAGGCCCGCAUAGAGACAUUACAGAAUGAGUCGGAGAAACUACAGAGCCAGCUUGCCAGCGUCCGAAGUCAACAGAGCAGAGAUGCAGAGAAGCAUCAGCUACUGGUUAGCAGUCUCAACGAACAGCUCAAAGGACUGAGUAACACACAGGAGUGCCUGGAAAGCUCACUCAUUGAGAAGGAGAAUACGUUGGCCAAGACAUCUGAGAAACUUGAGCUCAUCAGCAGCCUCAGAGAAUCUUUGAGUGAAAAAGAAAUUCAGUAUAAAGAGGUGUCUGACAAGCUCCUUCAGACUGAGCACACUCUUGAGAAUGUUUCCAACAAAUGCAGUAGCUCAGAAAAACAGUGCUCUGAGUUGAAAACAGAAGUUGGCGACCUCACGCUGAAGCUGAGUGUGCUGAAGGAGAAGACACAAAAGCAGGAAGUCACCAUAGAAACUUUACAAACUGAUCUCGAUCAGACAAAUGAGGAGCUGGACAAACUAAAUACCGCCUACUUGGAAGAACGAGCCCAACUCAUUCAUGACCUUCAAAGCUGUGAGCGGGAAAUUGAUAGUCUUAAAGAUAACCUGUUGGAAAAGGACAAGGAGAUAUCAACCCUCUCUGGUAACAUGGCGGAGUAUGCAGAACAGGUCACAGUGCUGAAGCAGGAGAUCAAACUCAAAGAAGAGAACCUGGUUCAUGUAGAGAAUGCACUGAGCAAGGCAGCGCGGGAGGUCAAGAUUAUAAGAGACUCCCAGAGUUCAGACCAGCAAGCCCUGGAUAGCAAGAUCACAGAGCUGGUCGAGAACCUCAAGGAUACUGAGAUGGAGCUGGUCAAGGCCAAAGUGGAAAGAGAGUCUAAAGUGGCUGAGGUGGAGCAUCUGAUAAAGCAGGCUGAAGAGGACAAGAAAACUAUUCAGGACCUUCGAGGAGAGAUCCAGAAACAGAUUGUGAGCCAUCAUAAUCAUCUCUCUGAAUGUGAACCACACAUAACUUCACUGAAGGAACAGCUGACUUUAUCCACCCAAAAGCUACAGGAGUCAGAAGGACUCGUUUUGCAGCUCAAGGACAAAAAUAGCAGCAAUGAGCAACUACAGCAACAGCUUAAUGAUAAAGAACAGACGUAUGAAAAAGAACUAAAAUCUUUCAAGGAUGAACAGAACAAACUUCUGGCACAGGUGGAAAAAUACAAUAAUGAAAUGCAGACACUGUCCAAACAGUUAGACGAGCAAGUACAGAGUGAUGAGCACAUCAAAAAGGAGAUGCAAGAGAAACUGGAAACCAUAGCAUCACUGGAAAACCAACUAAAGGCAACUGAUAAACAGGCCAAGGAGGAGAGACAGAAAUUCAACACUGAAUUGCAAGUCCGGGAUUCAGAAAAUGAGAAACUGAGCAAUGAACUUCAAAGCAAAUCUGAAAAUAUCUCCAAACUCAAGAACCUAUUAAAAAACAUUAAGACUGAGAAAACGCAGCUGGAAGAAAAACUUAAAGGGCUGACUGAGGAGCUUGAGCUACAGAAGCAGAAUGUAAAUCAACUUAGUGAAAAGGUUACAUCAGCUCUUGAACUUAACGGCAGUCUUGAGAAUCAAGUACACUGCCUUACAAAAGAGAGAGAACGACUUGAACUGGAAGUAAUUGAAAGUGUAAAAACAAUUUCAGAACUUACAGCUGAAAAGGAUUCUUUGCAAGUCAAGAUAUCCAUGUUGGAAACGCAGCAAUCACAAAACAACACAAUAAUUGAAGGGCUACAAAAAGAUAAAGAGGAAUUCACUGUUCGAACUAAUGAGUUAAAUAGAAUUCUUGAGCAAAGCACCCACUCAAACUCAGAGAUUCUGCUGGAAAAAACUAAUGAAUGUAGUAAUCUAAACCAGUUACUCAGGGAGAGGGAGGAGAAGGUGACACAACUGCAGGAGCAAGUGCAAAGCCUGACUUCCAAGGUAGACCUGCUCCAGCAUGACAUGGCAGAACGAGAGCAGACUGUCAGUGAUCUUCAAGCACAAAUAGAGGCCCAACAAAAUCAGCAAACGCAACUUCAGGAAACGCUGUCUCUGCUUCGAGAACAGGAAUGCAGUCUGAAGUCUGGGUUAAUGGAGAAGGACACACUGUUGAAAGAGAACCACAGUUUGCAGAAUGAAGUAGCACACCAGAAACAUAUUGUAUCCAAGCUACAAGCAGAAGCUGAAUCACUUAACGAAGAGCACUUAAAACUUCGGCAACAAAUAAAAGAGAGAGAAGAAAUGUUGAAAAAAGUGAAACAACAGUGUCAAAAACACAAAGACAAACUGAAUGAUUCAAACAAGACUGUUAAGUCUCUGAGUGACCAAAUCAGUGUCAUGGAAGAAAAUGCCAGAAAGCUUAUGUCUGAAGCAGAGCUGAGGCAAACAGAGUUGGCUAGCUUGAACGGCCACAUCCAGACUGCGACUGAGGAAAACCACCAACUUCGUGCUGCUUGUGAAUCAAGAGAAAAGGAGCUUGCUCGGCAAACACAGGUUCUAUCUGACCUUGAUGGACAGCUUAAAGCGACUCUUGAACAGAACUCCAGUUUUAGCGUGAACAUUAGCAGCCUAACAGAAGCUAAUCAGAGGCUACAAGAAGAGUUAGCGCAAAACAUCAAAUCCAUUUCUGAACUAACCACUGAGAGGAGUUUACUCCAAGAACAAAAUUCUGGGCUUAAAAUUCAAAUCUCAGAAAAUAAGAAAAUAAUUGACGGCCUGUUGAAAGAAAAGGAGACGCUUACUAUUGCAGCAGAUGAAUUAAAAAAGAUCCUCAAGGAAAGCGAACUGUCAAACUCUGCAGGUUUGCUUGAGAAAACAAGUGAAUGUGCUAAUCUGUCAAAAAUGUUAAGGGAGAGAGAAGAACAACUUCAAAGUCUACAAGAGCAAGUUGAUCAACUCAGAAUGUCCUUGAAUGAGAAAGAACAAACAAUGUCAGAACAGAGUUCACAGUUGGAAGCUCAGGAGAACCAACUGCUGCAACUUCAGGAUACUAUAUCUAUGCUUCAGGAACAAGGAUCUGUCCUCAAGUCAGGGCUGAUGGAGAAAGACGCAAUGUUUCAGCAGAGAGCAGAGGAAUGUAGCGUUUAUCAGAAUGAAGUCAUGCUACAGAAAUCCCUCAUAUCACAAAUGCAGGGUGAGGUAGAGUCACUCAGGCAAGAGUGCUUGGAGGCGAAACAGCAGAUAGAGCAAAAAGAACAGACAUUAAAAGAAGUAACAAAUGAGUUUCAAAACCACAAAGAUGAGCUGAAUAAACGAAACGAAUCAGUGAUUUCACUCAGCAGUCAGCUUGGUGCCAUGAAUGAGAAUGCUGCAGAGAUGGAGGUUGAAAUUACCAACCUAAAGACUGCUGUGCAGAAACUCACUGCAGAAAACUGUCAGCUGACACAGAAGGAGGACCAGAGGAAAGCAGAGAUAAUAGAUUUUAAAGAUAACAUUCAAGCACUGAAUGAGCAGAAUACACGAUUAAAAUCAGAAUUUCAGAAAACAGUUUCAGAGCUGUCCAAAGCACAUGAAGAAGUCACACAUCUCAAAACGGCAUGCUCAGAGAAGGAGAGGCUUAACUUGACCAUGCAAGGAAAAGAUGACUCCCUGAAACAGCAGGAGAAUUUGAUCCAGCAGCUCAACAGUAGGAUUGCAGAGCAGGAGGAGCAGCUGAAACAGAAAGCAGAUGACAAUGUCAGUUUAAGUGCAAAAGUUUCAGAGCUUGAAGAUUCUGUCUGUAAACUCAGAGGUCAAGUUGACAAUCUUACUUCAGAGUCCUUCGUACUGAAAAAUACUUUGCAGAAAAAAGAACAGUCAAGUCUCGAAUAUCAAAGUCAUUCUUCAGCUGCUGUUAAAAAUCUCAAUUCAAAUCUACAAGUCAAAGAGGCAGAGUGCGAGAGCUUGAAAGAACAGGUUUCACACCUUGAAGAAUCAGUCACAAAGCUCAACAACUCCCUCCAAGUACAGAUAUUUGAAGUGGAAAAUCUGAAAAAGGCCUUGGAAGAAAAAGAUGCAGCUCUUUUGGACCAAUCAAAGUCUCUUCAGAGAAGAGCAGAUGAGGCUUUGCUCUUCAAAUCUCAGUUCAUGGAAAGCACAGAGUUGGUGUCACAGCUACAGAGUCAAAUUCAGUUAUUGUCCACUAAGUCUGAAAACCUUGAAAAGUCAGCAGAAGAAACGCAGAGUGCCUUUAACAACCUACAAGAGAAAUAUGCAACUAACUUAGAGGAGUUGCAAGAUGUGAGAAAGCAACUGUCCCAAAGGAUUAAUGAGGUGUCCAACCUUCGGAAGUUAUUGGACGAUACCAAUAACGAACAUCAAACAGCAAAGACCACUAAAGAAACACUGAGAAAUGAGUUAUCUGCGAUCCAACACAAACUUGAGAAAAGCGAAGACCUGAACUCCAGUCUUUCAAAGGAAAAGGAUGAAGCUUUUGCUUCUCAUCAAGCAAGCGUGUCACUGCUGACUGUUGAAAUAGAAAGACUCAAAUCACAACAUCUUCAAGUUGUGGCACAAAUGAAUGCACUGACAGAAAACCUUGAGCAGAGAGAAAUGGCUCUCCAUGCAAUUAACAGUCAGUACACAUCCCAGGCCAAACACACAUCUCAGCUGGUUUCAGAAAUGCAGAAACUAGAAGAGCAAAAUAAGAGACUACAUAAGGAGCUUAGUUUGUCAAAGGAAGAGCACCAGAAGCUUCUUACUGCUAAGGAAGAGCUGGAAAGGAGCCUUCAAGCAAAGGUUAGUGCCAAAGAUGAAGAACUUUCUCGAUUAAAAGAAAACAUUCAAAAGAUAGAGCAGAUUCUGCAGGAUUCUGAGAAAGAAUGGCUGUUAGUUCUGGAUAGAGAAAAACAGGAUAAGAAUCUACUUGCAGAACAAUUGAAAAGUUUUGAAAAUGAAAUGAAAUCUAAGGAUGUUAAAGUUACUGCUUUGAAACUAGACUUGGACAGUUUGCAGGAGAAACUAGCAGAGGCUUCCUCUGCAAUUAGGCAGGGUUCUGAUCAGCUGAGCGCAAAAGAGUUGGAGGCGUCAGCAUCCAGGAUUCAACUUGAGAAGGUAUUAGCAUCUGUCCAGGAAAAGGAUAAUGACAACAAUAAUUUGCGACAGGCUCUAGAAGCUGCGGAACAUGAGUUACAAAAACUUGCUGGGAGAAAACAUGGCACUGACAAAGAUUCCUCUGUCUCGCCACAAACCACAUCUGAGAGAUCAGCUGCUUUAAAUAAAGAAAAGGCCACUUUACAGGACAUGAUAAAACAAUUACAAGAUAGUCAUCAGUCUGAGGUAGAUACUUUGAAAAAUGAGUUGGAUAAAACCUUUGCACAGCUACAAAAAACACAGAAAACACUUAAUGAAGGACAGAGGACUAAUGAUGAGAAGGGUCAACAGGUUGCUCUUUUGCAAGAGAUGGUAGAGCAUCUGCAGAUUCGGCUCAAUGCUGAAUUAGAGAAAGUGAAAGAAGCUACUGUCAAACACUCUUCUUUACACAGUGAAUCGCAAGCAAAAGAUGAGCAAAUCUACUGUAUGAGCAUUCAGAUAAGUCAGCAGAAGGAAUUACUUGCUGGACUUAGUCAGCAGGUAAAGGAUAAAGAUGCAUCCAUCGCCCAAGUUAUGGAAUCUGCCUCAAAUGAAAGAAUGAAACUUGGUGAGGAAAAAACUGCUCUAAUGGCACAAUUAGAAAGCAUGGAGCAAGAACACAAAACCUCCAUGAAGAGGCUUGAGGAGAUUUCUCAGCAGUUAGAGGAACGUAUUUCACGCUCUCAAAGUGAAAUUGAGACCAAGAAUUCAGAGAAGCUUGAGCUGAUUAAAGAAAAUGAUGAUUUAAAGAGUGAACUAGCCAAGGUAUCUAAAGAAAAAGAUGCAACGAAGAAGAAGCUUCAAGCUGCUCUCAUUGUGAGAAAGGAUCUGUUGAAAAAAAUUGAGCAAUAUGAAAACCAAAAAGAAGAGAGUGUAAACAAUAAAACGGAGGUCUCACUUUUACAGGCUAAAUUACAGGAAGCAACAAAUCAAGCUCAAGCUGCAGCAAAAGUGUAUGAAGAAAACAUUUCUUUUCUUGAAAAGAAAGUUCUUGAGAAAGAAGGAGAGAUUCUUGAAGACAAAACAGAAAGUGAAAGACUUUUAGAACAAUUUAAGUCAGAAAAACAUAUUUUGCAAGCCACAUUAAAUGAGAAAGAAGUGUAUUUGUCAGAAACAUUGUCAACACUGACUGAGAAAAGCUCCCUUAUCGGGCAGCUGCAGUCCAGUGCUGCUGAGAAAGAAGAAGCAUUUGAGCGAGACAGAAACAGCUGGAUGCAGAAAUUAGAAGAGCUUCAAAAUGAAAUCAAGACAUGUAAAGAUGAGAUUAAGGACAAAUCUUCCUCCACUGCUACUGCUGUUGGUUUAGAAAAUGAGCUUGCACAGAUGAAGCUUGAAAAGGCGAUGCUACAGAAAAAGGCCCAGGCUGCCUUGCUGGCACGCAAAGAGACAAUGAAGAAAGCUCAAGAAAAUGAAAAGAAGUUAACUCAAGAACUAGCUGAACUGAAAGACGACUACAAGGCUCUCUUGGAACAACGCUGUCAGCAGACGAAUGAGCUAAACGCUGUCCAGUUGAACUUUGACGAGAAGGUCAGGGAACUGGAGGACCUCCGUAAAACCUCUUUAUCUGAUCUAGAUCAACUGGACACUCUAAGACAGCUUGUUGAGGAGAGGGAUAAAACUCUACAAGAUCUGAAGAUGUCUCUGGCUGAGAAGGAGAGCCAGUGCCAUUCUCUAUCAAACUUGCAAACAGAGCUAGAAAAUGUUAAAUCCAAAUUUGAGAGCAUGUCUCUUGAGAUGGCAAGUAAAGAUGAGGCUCUCGUAGUCACGGAGCAAAGAGCAGAAGCUUUGAAAUCAAAACUUCACAUGGUAGAGAAUGACUUGGAGAAAGCUCAUGCAGAAGUAAAAGAGAAAACGAAAGAAGUUGAAAAAUAUCAGGAAACAAUUAAAGUUGCUGAGCUAAAGACCCAACAGGAGAAGCAAGCUUUAUUUAAUGAAAACAUUGCUUUGAAGACCCAGCUAAGCAUCUCUGAGUUUGCACUGGAGGAACACAUGCACGCAAAUGAAGAAAAAUAUCACAUUUUGAUAGAAGAAAACAAGGCUCUUUUGGAGCAAAGUAAUCAGAUGAAAGUGGAACUUGAGACAGCAGUUGCUUUAGUUUCACAGAAAUCCUUGGAAGUUUUAACUAUCGAAAAGACAUUGGCAGAAACACAGCAGCAGCUCGGUGAGGACGAAGGUGUUUUGACUACGGAGCCUGAAAAAGCUCAACUGCAUUUUACUGAAAAACUAAAUAAUUUGGAUUUGUUAAAACAAGAAAAAGAAAAUGCUUUCAGACUAAUCGAUGAGCUCAGAGAUGAGGUAACCAUGCUGAAUAAGCAACUGAAGGAAUCCGAGACAGCAAAUGAGCCGCUACAUCAAAAGAAGCCUGAAACGUGCAUCAAACAGGAAGAUGUUAACAGUUUGUCUUGCAAAUGUGCUGAAAACUUCGAAGUGAAACUAAAGGAGAGAGAUGAUGCCUUGUUGGUUUCUCAGGCUCGAGUUUCAGAAAAGGAAGAACUAAUUGCUGCGCUUGAACUGCAAUUACAGCAGCAAAUUAAAAUACACAAAGUUGCCAUUGAAAAGAUGAGAACAGAGGCUGAUGAGCUUCAGAAAUCUCGAGAAGAUGGCACCAAAAUGAAUGAUCAGGGCAACCAAAGCAAAAUUAAUCUCCUAACCAGGAAGCUUCAAGCAGCUUUAGUUUCUAGGAAAGAACUGUUGAAGGAAAAUGCAACGCUCAAGGAAGAAGUAGAAAAGCUGUCAGCCAAACAUGAAGCUAAAGAAGCCGAGUAUUUUGCUCUGGAAUCAUCAGUGCUGAAGUUGAAACAACAAAAUAUGGACCUGGAAAAUUCUCUGUUAUCUCUGAACAAGGAGAAAGACAAGCUCAGCACCGAAGUUGAUGGCAUCUUCAAUGAUAAUCGCAGCCUAUCAGCAGCCUGUGAAAGCUUGAAACAAACCAUAGAAAACAUCACCCAGCAGAAACAAGCUUUUUCCUGCCAGCUUGAAUCUCUUAAGGACUCUCAAACAGACGAGCUGUCCAAGUGGAAGUCAAAGCAUGCUGAGCUGAAACAAGAGUACGAGUCUCUUUUACAAGCUUAUGAAAAUGUUAGCAGCGAAAUGGAUAAGAUGAGACAGCUUCUGGAGGGGGCCAAAAGAGAGAGACAGGAAGCCCUCAGAAAGAUCCACAAACAUGAGACUGACGUGGAGAUUCUGGAGAAGCAAGUUAGAGAGAUGGAGGAAGAAAAUGGAAGAAUCAAAGAGAGGAUGCACACAUUUUCCAAAGGGAAAAGGCAGAAGAUUGAGGAGCUGGAGGAAGAGAAUCAGAAUAUUAGGAAAGAGCUGACUGAGCUUGAAGAAAACCACAAAAUGGCAAAGUGCGAGCUGACUGAUAGAAAUCAACAGUUGGAGGCUGAGAUUUGCAAACUUAAAGAGUCAUCAGAGGAUCUCAGAGAGAAGCUUACUGAACUGCAGUCUGAAAAUAACCUACUGGCAGAAAAGCUUGAAGAAACAAGCUGUUCACUGGAAAAGAAGCAAUUGGAAUCAAAUACAUACACAAACAACAUGCAGCUCAAACUUGAUGAAGCGCUCAGUUUGAAUAAUUCACUGACUGCCCAGAUCGAGGCCCAGAAAACAGAACUCGGUGCUCAAUUGGAAAUCAACAACUUGUUACAAAAGGAGAAGCAAAAUCUUUCUGAACGAAUUGAGAAGAUACAGAAUGAUCAUGAAUUGCAGUUGGGAAAGAAAGAUGAUGUCAUUAAAGGGCUCAAAGACGUUAUUAACAGACACAGCCAAGAGACUAUUAGCCUAAAUGAGAAGGUGAGAAUCUUAGAGGAUGAUAAGUCUCUUCUGCAGGAGGAGCUUGAAAAUGUUCAAGAGAUUUCAGACAAAGUGAAAAAUGAAAAUGAAUAUUUGGAAACUGUGAUCCUCAAAAACUCUGAAAGUAUUGAUGAACUGACUGAGUCUGUCACUGUUUUGCAAACCCAGAACAUGCAGCUGUCCUCUCAGCUGGCUGCUAGUAAAGAGAUGAGUAGUCAAGUUCGUCAAGAAAAAGAGGAGGAGCAGCUCAAAUUAGUCAGAGCGUUUGAGGAGAAACUCAAGACGGUUCAGAGAGGCAAUGAGGGGUCCAAGAAUGUGAAGAAAGAACUGCAGGAGCUACUCAAAGAAAAGCAUCAGGAGAUUAAUCAGCUGCAGCAAAACUGCAUUAAAUACCAGGAACUGAUUUUAGAUUUAGAGAGCUCUUUGAAGACCUCGCGGUCCGUCUGUGAACACUUUGAGAAAGAACUGAAGAAAAGCUCAGAGAAAAUAUCGGUUUUAGAGGAGAGAAGUAACCAUGUUGAAGCUGAGCUGAAUACGCACAAGAAUCUCCUCCAGCAGGCCACAGAAAAGAUUUUGAGUGUUGAGUCUGAAAGAGACCAGCUGGCUCUGGACAGAACACGGGAAAGUAAAAAGUCUGAGGAUCAGGUCAUGGAGAAAACAAAAUUACCACAAACUAUAAAUGAGAAACAAUUCAAUUCUUACAUGGAGAGUCAAUUUGUGUUACAGCAACAGAUAGAUGACCUUAAAGACUUAAAAGAUAAAGAAAGCCAAAAAGUUAAUGAACUGAGGCAGCAACUAGACUCCCAAAAUCUCCAGAUGAAUACACUAAAAAGAGCAGCUGAGACUAACGAGGCAAAGCUGUCUGCUUUAUCCGCCACUCCUCAAGGUGCAGAGGCUGCCAAAGUUUGGAAUGAUUUGUACCAAAAGACGUUACACGAGAAGGACAACCAGCUCCUGGAACAGGGUUUCGUGAUCAAACGAUUCCUCGAAGACAUGAGAGUGAAAGAUAAAGAGGUUAACGAACUACGAGUGACCAAGUCGAGACUGGAAAGGACACUAAAUGAGUACUCUGUUGCUGCCGCUGCACAGCAGAGGCAGCUGUUUGUCAUGAGCGCAAGCAACGCUGAACUUACUGAGGCUACGGAGCUUAUGACUGUGCAGGUAAAGGAACUCAGCGCUCACACUGAAAGAAUAGAACAAGAUAAAAACACACUGAGCCGACAGCUUGCUGACAAAGAAGAUGUGAUUUCCCAAAUGCAGCUAAAUCUCCAGCAGAUGGAGAAGAUAAAUGCAGACUCAGAUGCUCAGCUGCUCUUUCUGCAGUCUCAACGUGACAAACUUCAAGCUGACUUUGAGAAGCAGGAGGGAAUUUCUCUGCAACUGAAAACACUCCUCCAGAGUAAAGAUGCUGAGAUCUCCUCCUUGCUGUCCUGUAGAGACGGACAGAUGUCAGGAUAUCUAGAACAGCUCCAGGCGAACUAUCGCACCCAGGUAGCGGUUUAUGAGGACAGGUUAACAUCUUCACGCUACCAAAGAGAAAAGGCUGACAAAGAGUUGAGAGGGCUUGAAACCAAAGUCAAAAGUCUGCAAAUUAAAGUAAACAGGUCUGUCCAGGAAAAGGAGCAGAUGGCUGCUAAGAUGGAGUCAUUCAAGAACUCGAUGGUGUCUUUACAGAGCGAACGGGAGCGCCUGAUGUCAGAAUACAGAAUACUUGAAGCAAAGAGUCAGUUAGGGUUAACGGGUAAAGAGGGCUCUGCUGACGGGGAAGGUGCUGCCGCCAAAGGCCUUAAACAUGAAAUAAGGAAAUUAUUACAUCAAAUGGAUGAUCUCAAUUCAGAGAACGCUAUGCUCAGGGCCCAGCUGAUUCGGUACAGAGAGGAUUUGAAUCAGGUUUUAUCCCUGAAGGACAACCAGUUGAAGGUGCUGCUGAAGAAGCAGCAGGAUGUGAUUAAAAACCUUGAAAACCAAAAAGGUGCAGCUGAAAAGCAGCACAGAGAGUCUCGGUUGGAACUCCAAAAGGAAGAAGAGGCGAGCAAUACUUUAAAAGCAGAGAUUUCUAAACUUAAAGCUCUGCUUUCAACGCUGGAAGCUGAUUUAUUAACUCUAAAACGGGAGAGAGCCACGACAAAUGAAGGCAAAGUGAUUGCUGAUUUGCAGGAAGCUGUGGCAGCCAAAGCGGCUGAAUGUAAUGACCUCCAGCAAAAACUUAUUUCUCAGAAAAUCCUAAGUGAUGAGCUCAAGGGAAAAAUGCAGCUGGUGGAAAAUGAAACGGACAAAAAACUGGCUGAAGCUGAGGACAAAUACAACAGUGAGCUGGACGCCUUCGAGCGCGAGGUGGAGCUGAUGAGAAACGAGCGGGAGGCGGCUGAUCAAAGGGUGGCAGAGCUUGCGAAAGACCUACUCGAAAUGGAGCAACAGUUAUCAGAGGCCAAAACGCAAAGCAAAGAUAUCAGGGCUCAAAAUGAGUCUCUGUGCAAAGCCAUGGCUGCUUUGCAGAAUGACCGAGACCAGCUCAUUGAAGACUUCAAGAUCCUGAGAAACGGAUACGAUGAAGAACUCAGAGAAUCUCAGGCAGCCUUGAACAAGGUUGAGCGCAGUCUGCAGGAUGCCACCUCUGACUUGGCGAUGUUUGCCAAAGAGAGAGACAUCCUUGUUCAUAAAUUAAAAGCUUUAGAGAGCAAAGACACACACACAGAGCUGAACAAGUUGCUGGAUGAGCUGUCGAAGGCUUUGUCAGAGAAGGAAAGGGAACUGAAGCAGGUCGUCCAGGAGAAUAACACAUACAGCAGGCAGCUGUCAGCAUUCUCCAGAUCCAUGGCCAGCCUCCAAAAUGAUCGCGACCGGCUGAUUGAUGAGUUGAGCGGGUCCAAAAGAGUGGUUGAGUCCAGGCAAGGGUCGAGCCCAGAGGCCGUCACCUCCACGAGUUUGGAAAAAUCAAAGGGAAGUGCCCUCCAGAAUGAGAAAGAUGGGCUGGAGAAGAUGGAUGAACUACAGCAAACGGUAAAAAAGAUGCAAACUUACAGAGUGCCAGCUGAAAAAGAAAUCAGCAGCUACCAGGAAAAAACAGCAGAUCUGAGGUCUGACGCAGAGAGGAUGGACACACUUCCAGUCAAGGAAACAGCUGUUUUGGCAGGCCAGAGUGGAAUGGACGUGGUGGUGAGUCGGUUGGAGGCAGAGAGGAUCCAGCUUCACGGAGACCUGCAGCGCUACAUGUAUGAGAUCCAACAACGAGACCAGUACUUCCAACAGCUCAACACUAAGCUGCAGCAGGUAGUGGAGGAGAAAGGUGCUGUUGCAGCUCAGCUGAGGGCUGUUUCCCAAACCCUGAGGGACACCCAGAACCGCUGCCACUGGCUGGAAAGCCAAGUCCAAGGCCAGGCUCAGCAGGGGUCAGUGUAUGCUGAGGUUGCACCUGGAGCGCCCCAGGAGAGGAGCAACAACUCCAUGAUAGCUGAAGCUGCUGAAGCCAGUCAGCUGCAAGAAAGGCUGCUCGAGGCGGAGCAGAGUCUGGCAGAUGAGCGAGCCAGGAGAGAGACAGCUGAGGAGGCUCUGCGUCUUGCUGAGGACAGAGCAAAGAAUGUUGGUUCCAGUCUGUCCAGAGACAGUCAGAGGGACUUCAGUAUCGAGAUGGAAACAGAAGAGGAGUGGGAAGCUCUCAGUCUCAGCCCAAACCAGCCUCUAAUAACACGAAAGGUGAAAGGUGGGAUGGCGGCGUGUCGACGGUGGCUCAGAGGGAGGAGCCUCUACUUCUCCAGGCUGUUGACGAGCCGCGCCCGCUCUCGAUAUUUCUUUCUGGCAUACUUGCUCACAAUACACCUGCUUGUCCUCAUGUGCCUCACUGGUGCCCUGUAGCAAGGUCACACUGGGAAAUUACGCAAAUUGGCUCAAAGUUCAAACUGAACGCUGAAGUCUGUUUCUUGUUUUGUUUUGGUUUUUUAGCUAGUACAGCAUUUUUAUAUUCUAUCUGUAUCGUAAGGCAUGGUAAAACACUAAAACUGGCACAUAGACAGUAGUUGGACGGGCUCUCCAUGCUCCUUACAGGUCACACCUGUCCUUGUCAAUGUUGCCAGGAAAGUCAAUAUUUUCAUGUUAAUGUUACCCGCUCAGUCGACGACAUUACAUUCUGCUAAAUGGAUGGAUACCAAAACCAGCAAGGCGGCUGGCAUGUUAAAGAUUUUUGCUGGAUUUCAGAUGGAAUCCUCUACAAAAUGUAAUGUCAUUUUAAUUUAUCUGUUGUUUUUGUUGUUGUAAGACUGAACACAGUGAGUUUAGCUUAAAUUACAACUCGGAUUUUUUGUUCUAUGGUAAAUCGAGCCUUAAAGCAUGAUUCUCCCUUUCCUUCCUUGCUGUUCUUUCUGAACAGAAGCAGGUGGAUUCCUUAAUUAUUUAGGCGUGUUGCCUACAGUUUGUUUUCAGAUCCAAAUUAGAAAAGCGUGGAAAGAAACGUAAUUUUUUACACAAAUCCUCAAGUUGAUGGAGUUUAAGAAGGAAGGACUUAAACUUCGAUGUAACUCUUAUGUAAAAGCCUGAAAAGGGUCAGAAAGCCAUAUCCGUUCUUGGUUAACACUACUGUGUGAAUCUUGUUUUGAAUCUCAUCUCCUCUCCUUGUUCCCUGAGCUGAGAACAAACAUGCAAACAUCCCGUCUGUCGGUAACUGUUGGCUUUACAUCCAAAUUACAAAUAUCAGCACCGGCUGCUGCUUUCUUGCCUGCCUGGUUUCAUACCUUGCACAUAAUCGUGAUGCUGAGUUAAAACUAUGCACUGAAACUUCAAAUGUCUAUAUAAUCAUCUCAUAUAAGCUCAAAAGCACUACACCUCUCCCACUCCCUCCUGUUCCUUUUAACUGUAAAGCCAAAGGUGUCUGUAUUCUUUCCUUGGCUGUUUGAAUAAGUGCUCUCGUGCCCGUUAAAGAUAGUGAGAGACAGCGGUUUCGAAAUAUCCUUAAAUAUUCCUCCGGUAUCAUGGUUUGCCAUUGAAAAUGGACUGCAAAAACGAAAGAGGAUGUGAAAGUACAUACUGUAUGUAUUUAAGGUUUUUCUGUAUUUAUGUGUGCGUCCUCAGAAAGUGUCCUGUACACUAUCUGUUAUGGACUGUAUGUAUGUAUAUAUACAUUUCUAUCCUCUCUGCCUGAUGUUUGAUCACUGUACAUUUCUUCUUUAAUUGUUUAGAGUUUGAAAAUGUGACCGAUAAGAGACGGGGUUUUCACAAAAGGAGGUCAAUUAACAAGCCAAAAAAUGGAUAAAAAUAAGAUAUCUGAUUCUUUUAAAGACAAAGAAAAUUGAAUAAAGGGUGAACGAUGCUUUCUGGCUUGUUAAUUGAUCCAGUUUUGUAGAAAUACACGGUUGCUGGUGAGUUUGGGUACGUUGUCCCAAUGAUCUGUACAUAAAGGUGUGAUUGAUGGACAAAACAAUGAGCUGAAUCUAUUUAUGAAAAAGGUUAACUACUGAAAAAUGUUCAGAUGGCAUAUUUUCUCUACUGCCUCUAUUUUUAAAAGAUAGUGAUGCUGUUGGCCUUUUAAUGACAUUAGGCUUAACUUGGUGCAAUACUGUGUCAGAGGUGAACUUUUUCAGAUCACCCUUUACCAUCUCGAAAGAAAUUUAAUAAAGCUUAUUGAACUUUU
Messenger RNA from Siniperca chuatsi (mandarin fish), 16798 nucleotides. RefSeq names its product golgin subfamily B member 1. NCBI's taxonomy places the organism in Eukaryota, Metazoa, Chordata, Actinopteri, Centrarchiformes, Sinipercidae. The coding region runs from base 163 to 15030 and encodes 4955 amino acids. Gene Ontology annotation, cellular component: Golgi apparatus. The record is from RefSeq and is a predicted model, not a curated record. The transcript is spliced from 31 exons.